CGCGAGCGGUUGCCAUUGCCAUUGCUGUCCAUUGCUGACCAUUGCUGACCGUUGUUUGGUUCCACUGUGCCACUGCCACGGACUUACCGUUACCGUUAAGCGUUGUGUGUGCCCCGUGCCCCCUGUGCCCCGUGCCACUGCCGUUUGGCCAAUAUUUACCGCGAUCUUUUUGUUCAGUGAUAUUUGAUUUGUUGUUAAGUGCCACGCCUGUUGCCAGGAUCUUCUCCAGAAUGCCGACCCCUUCCGUGGCCUGCCUAUGCCUGGCUCUACUGUUCGUCGCGUGGCAUCCACAUCGUACCGUCGGCCGCAGCUACAGCAGCGGCCUGAUCUUCUACGAGCUGGCCACGCACACGCCCUAUCUGCCGCCCACGGUGAGCGUGUCGCGGGGUCGCAACCUGGCCAGUGUCAAGUACUCGUCGAAGGGCUCCAUCUGGUCCACAUUUGGACAGCCGUGCGAAUGCCGUGGCCCCGUCUGCGGAUGCUGUGCCGGCCUCAAGGUGGAUCAGUACAAAUUCGAUCAAAAAGUAUGCGCCAACGUCACGUUCGUGCCACAGCUGGAGGAGGCGCAGCUAGAGGUGUACCUCAAUGAGCGCCCCUCGUCCAAGUACGGGAUCUCGGUGCGGAAUCCGGCGCCGUUCUGCAUACCGGUCAUGAUGGGGGUGCCCAUGGCCAUGUGCGUCCAGAUGACGGACGUCGCGCUCGUAGGCAACAACCUCAACAUGUGCAUGGACUUUGUGGUGCGCCUGGCCACCACCGAUCUCUUCGAGAUGCACUUCCAGUGUAUGCGAAUGGGCCUCGACGGCCUCCAGUACGUGGACAAGAAUGGUAAGCCCGUUCUGCCUCCCGCCGAAUCAUCAAAGGGCGACGAUGAGGAUGACGAUGAUGAUGAUGGUGAUGAUGAGGAGCAAAUGGAACCGGGAACGGGUUCUGGUGCGGAGUAUGACUAUAACGAACCGGAAUUGCCAGAGGAGAAGGAGAAGCAGCAGCCGCAGCAGCAGCAGCCCCAGGAGGUGGCAGAGGAGGAGGAGCAGCCUGAACCGUUGCCGAUUGAAAGUGAAAUGCUAAUGGCCAGCGAUCAAGACCUGGCCAACAAAGAAGACCAAGUGGAGACCGUCAACGAAGAGGAGGAGGAGUUGGAGGAGCCGGCAAAGGUAGAGGCAGAGGCAGAUACAGAGGCGGAGGCGGAGACACCUGCCAAUGCUGGCGAGAGUGGCCUGAAGCCAAACGAAGUAAUUGAAACAAUUACCAAUUCAAUAAGAGCCACUGAAGCGCCUCCAACAGCCGCAACGACGACAACGACAUCGACUACGACCACGACAACUAGGCAGCCGAUCAUUGUUGUUAGUGAAGACACAUACCACGAGCAGAUCGAUGGUGCGGAGGAGACCGAGAAGGAGGAGGCGAAGGUGGAAGAGUUGAAGAUGUCAGCUGAAGAGGGGACGGAGCCAGCGGCAGAGGCAGAAGCACCCAUAGUGGCAGAAGAAAUCGAAAACGAAAACAUUAGCGACAACGAGAUAAAUGUGGAUGAUGACGAUAGAAAUGGCGAUGACGCUGGGAAAGAUGCCAAGGUGAAGGAACCCCCAGCAAAAGUGCAGCCGGAGAAAGAGCAGGAGAUAGAGACGGGCACGGAGACGGAAACAGAGACAGGCACUGAGUUAUAUGAUAUGCCAGUGCCAGUGGCAGAGGUAGAGUUCAACGAUGACACAGCUGCCGAGGAGGCCAAUAAAGCGGAAGAAGCGGACGUAGAUGAUGCUGAAGAGGCAGCGGAUGGCGAGAGUGAAGAUGGGGCUGAGGUGGAGGAAGAUAACGCUAAUGGUGAUGCGGAGGAGGAGGAGGAGGAGGAGAACGAGGAAGAUGAGGAGGACGAGGACGACGAAGAAGAGGAGGUUCAAACAGAGGUCACAAGCCUUGCAAGUAACUCCCAAAAUAGCAUUGAAAGCGCUGCAGUGCAUCAAGCAGUGGAUGAGCAAGCAAAUGCAAGCAGUGCCAUACAGACAGCGACAACGACGACAGCAGCAGCUGCCGCCAAGUCGUUAUCCAGGCGCCUGCAUCGACUGCAUCGGCAGCGUCGCCGCAACGGCAGAGGCAGCGGCAGCGGCAGCGGCAGAGGCAACGGUAACCCCACCGUCAAUGCCUGAUAGCAAGCCAAGCAGUCUCUCCUGUGCUCUUAAUUUACUCGUAAUUUGUAAUUUGUAAUUGUUAAUGAGUUGUUAAUGCUAAACGAACGUUGAUGCUUG
Drosophila miranda is the source of this 2237-nucleotide messenger RNA. RefSeq names its product transcription initiation factor TFIID subunit 11. Lineage: Eukaryota; Metazoa; Arthropoda; Insecta; Diptera; Drosophilidae. The transcript is spliced from 2 exons. The record is from RefSeq and is a predicted model, not a curated record. The coding region runs from base 231 to 2138 and encodes 635 amino acids.